AUGCGCAUGAAUUUACUAUCUGGAAUAAAAGAUAAGAGAAAAUGUCAUUAAGCGGACGGCUCGGUGCAUAAGUCUCAGCGCGCCUGUUGGUAAAACUAAUGUUGGUGUUUAUUCUAGCCGGGCUGCGGCGUCGCGCUUUGCUGUGCGCUUUCCAAAAAGUCCUCAAUUAUAAACUUCGGACUCCGUUUUCUUCAGUUGAUGGAGUUAGAAAGUUUCUGCAGUCCGCUCACAAUGGAGAGAAAAGCGCCCUUUGCCGAAUGUGAAGGCUUCCUGUGGUCAGAGUGGAUUACUGACUUCAAUAAGGAGAAGGAGCACCACUCCAGGAUAUGAAGUUUGAUGCAGUUUGAUUUACUGCAGAAGUCUGGAAAUCGUUCAGCAAGCAUUUCUUCACUGACUUUGUCCAUCGAGUGAAGCCGCCGGAGUGUGAGCGCAGGUAUCUUGGAAUGAGGAGCAAAGAUUUCCUCCACCGAGAGUCUAUCCACAGAGAUCCAGCGGGGCUUUUUCCUGCCAGUCAUCACUGAACCCUUUCACUAUUCAGCAUUUCACCUUGUCCCCGCUGUUGGAAGAAACCCAAUGUCUGCCUCCUCUCCCCCAUCCUUACCUCGAGCCUACCUCCACUCUCUCCAUCCGCACCACCCGUCCUCGCCGCCCACCCCCUCCCCGUCUCCGAGCCCACCAGGCCCGCUCUAUACGCGCCUGUCCAACGGCAGUCACAGUGUGCCUAGCCCCACCAACUCCCGCAGCUCUUUCCAUGGGGUGUCCUUCCUGCUGCAGAUCGGCCUGACCAGAGAGACGGUGAACCUGGAGGCCAGCGACCUGUCGCUGUCCGCUGUCAAGGACCUGGUGUGCUCCAUCGUCGACCAGAAGUUCCCGGAGUGUGGCUUCUUUGGCAUGUACGAUAAGAUCCUGCUGUUCCGCCACGACUUGAACGAUGAGAACAUCCUGCAGAGGCUGACCUCGGCAGAAGACAUCCAUGAAGGAGACCUCAUCGAGGUGGUGCUCUCUGCUCUAGCCACAGUCGAAGACUUCCAGAUCCGGCCCCAUGCCCUCUAUGUCCACUCCUACAAGGCCCCCACCUUCUGUGACUAUUGUGGGGAGAUGUUAUGGGGUCUCGUCCGACAGGGGCUCAAAUGUGAAGGAUGUGGGCUAAACUACCACAAGCGCUGCGCUUUUAAGAUCCCCAAUAACUGUACCGGUGUCAGGAAGAGGCGGUUGUCUAAUGUCUCACUACCUGGACCCUCCCUCUCUGUCCCGCGGCCAAUGCCUGCUGAGAAUGCAGUGGUCAUCCAGGAUGAACAGCAGCGCUCCCACCAAGAGGCAGGGAAGCGGAUCCUGUCCUGGAGCGGCAGGCCUAUCUGGAUGGAGAAGAUGGUCCUGGGACGGGUCAAGGUGCCACAUACCUUCGCCAUCCACACUUACACCCGUCCCACCAUCUGCCAGUACUGCAAGCGUCUGCUCAAAGGCCUUUUUCGCCAGGGCAUGCAGUGUAAAGACUGCAGAUUCAAUUGUCAUAAGCGGUGUGCUUCAAAGGUACCAAGAGACUGUCUGGGGGAGGUGGUCUUCAAUGGAGAGCCGGCCAGCCCUGGCCCAGACACAGACAGCACCAUAGACACUAUGGAGGUGGACAGCGCUGAUAUAGAUGGUAGCAGAGGACUGGACGACCCAGAGGAGCCCUCCACGCCAGAUGAGAAGAUGUUCUAUAUGGACUCUCCUUUCCUGGACAGAGAGAAGGAUGAGGAGCCCAUCAAGACUAUAAGCCCUUCCACUAGCAGCAACAUCCCUCUGAUGCGGGUGGUCCAGUCCAUCAAACACACCAAGAGGCGGAGCUCCACUGUGGUGAAGGAGGGCUGGAUGGUUCACUAUACCAGCAGGGACAACCUGAGGAAGAGACAUUAUUGGAGGCUGGACAGCAAGAGUCUGAGUCUGUUCCAGAAUGACACCGGAGCCAAGUUUUACAAAGAAAUCCCACUGUCCGAGAUCCUCCAGGUAGAGCAGUCCAAAGACUACAGCAAACUCGCCCAGGGCAGCAACCCUCACUGCUUUGAGAUCAUCACGGCCACCAUGGUCUACUACGUGGGGGAAAACAACGGCAGCCACUACCACAGCCCUGCCCUGGCCGCCUCAGGAGUCGGCAUGGAGGUGGCACAGGGCUGGGAGAAGGCCAUCAGACAGGCCUUGAUGCCUGUCACCCCGCAGCCCAGCGUGGCCAGCGCUGCCGGCCAAGGCAAGGACCACAAAGAGCUGUCCAUCAGCAUAUCUGUGUCCAACUGCCAGAUCCAGGAGAAUGUGGAUAUCGCCUCGGUGUACCAAAUCUUCUCUGAUGAGGUGCUGGGAUCAGGCCAGUUUGGCAUUGUUUACGGAGGCAAACACAGAAAAAGUGGCAGAGAUGUGGCUAUUAAGGUUAUUGACAAGAUGAGAUUUCCUACGAAACAGGAGAGCCAGCUAAGGAAUGAGGUUGCCAUUUUACAGAACCUUCAUCAUCCAGGUAUCGUCAACUUGGAGUGCAUGUUUGAAACACCAGAACGAGUGUUUGUUGUCAUGGAGAAGCUCCAUGGCGACAUGCUGGAGAUGAUACUGUCCAGCGAGAAGAGCAAACUGCCUGAACGCAUCACCAAGUUCUUAGUCACACAGAUCCUGGUGGCCCUGAGACAUCUGCACUUCAAAAACAUUGUUCACUGUGACUUGAAGCCGGAAAAUGUACUACUAGCCUCCGCAGAGCCCUUUCCUCAGGUAAAGCUGUGUGACUUUGGCUUUGCCCGCAUCAUCGGUGAGAAGUCAUUCAGGCGGUCGGUGGUGGGCACGCCAGCCUACCUGGCCCCAGAGGUCCUGCGCAGUAAAGGCUACAACCGCUCCUUGGACAUGUGGUCAGUAGGGGUGAUCGUGUACGUCAGCUUGAGUGGAACCUUCCCUUUUAAUGAAGACGAGGAUAUUAAUGACCAGAUCCAGAAUGCUGCCUUCAUGUACCCCCCUACGCCCUGGAAGGACAUCUCUGCAGAGGCCACAGACCUGAUCAACAAUCUUCUCCAAGUAAAGAUGCGGAAGAGGUACAGCGUGGAUAAGUCUCUCAGCCAUCCAUGGUUACAGGAUUACCAGACGUGGUUGGACCUCAGGGAGUUCGAGACACGGCGGGGCGAGCGCUACAUCACCCACGAAAGUGACGAUGCUCGCUGGGAGGAGUAUGCCGAUGAGCACAGCCUGGUCUACCCCAAACAUUUCAUCAUGGCUCCCAACCUGGAUGACAUGGAAGAGGACCCCUAGUGGCCCCCGGGACAUUCUGCACCACGUGAAUUUAGGACUCAGAAUGUAGCAGGGACUUCACGUGUGGACCUUUGGGAGCGAUGCCUUUUCCCUCCAAAACUGUUGGUUGUGGAAACAGAGAGGAGCCGGCCCAGGUUGAGCGUCACUCUGCCCUGGCAUCAAAAGCGGGGAGAAUCAGAUGGACUUGAUAGCUCGAUGCACUGCCGCAAGGAGUGGGCAGGUGGAAAUGCUCCACAGAAAUGCAUCCAAGAACUGUUGGGAGAGAAGAAUGUUCUUUCCCUCUUUUUAUACCAUAUCAAAACAUUCCAAGGAUUUGUUCGAGUUUGGUUGGUUUCCAAGAACAAUCACACAAGCCACAAUACAUUAGCUGAACUUAAUAGGUUAGUUAUUGUAGACACAAUUUUGGGUAAUUAUGAGUAAUAAUAUGCCUCUGCAGAGGAGCAGAAAGAGUGAGCUUACCCCAGGAGUAAAGGGCACUUUUCACAAGGGAUCUACAGUAUGUCCAUGGAGAGAAAAAUGCAAGGGUUUUGGACAAAACUAAUAGAAUUGUUGUUCUCAUUUCAAGACUGUUUGUGAGACUGUCCUUUGGCAUGAAACUGGAACUAUCAUGUGUAUGUCUAUGUUUUUAAUGUAUUUAGUAAUUGUGGUAGAUUUUUGCACUAUAUUACCGUUGAUAAUAGCAGUUUGAUAACAGGAUGAAUAGAAACACUAUUCGCUGCUGCUAUGUAUCACAUAGGCCCAUUGAGAAAACGCAUGAACAGCUUUGUGUGUGUCCAGUCUAGGUGCAGACAGAGCUCAUCAAACUCGAAUGCUAUUAGCUGCAUUGUCACCAUUUAUUUGAGAAAAAAAAAAAAAAAGUCAGCAGGAAUUUACAUUGAGUGCAGAACCUCAUUGGUCAGAAUAUUGCCAAAUUUUGAUCAAAAGGCAGCCAAUAGUAUGUAAGAUUUCCCAGUGUUUUUCCUUCAGAAAAUGACCAACAGAUAUUACCAAAUAUAUUGGCAAAAAAACAAAAAACACCACCCCAUUCAUUCUGUUUUUUCCAAACUGGGAUUCUUUCACUGAUAUUGUGAAUUCCUAAAUGAUUUAAGAGAGAAACCCUGAACUAUUUGUAACAGCAAUGAUGGAGCCAAUGGUAAUGUUCAACAAAUGGCUAAAAACCGAGACUUGCAUAGGCUUUAACAUGGACUCUUUGCUAGUGUUCUGAGCGUCAUGUUUCUGUUUACCCCUUUAUGUAAUACUUUCACAGUAUUUUUGAAUGUGACUUUUCAAGCACUCCGAUUCUGGAAUAAUGUGUUAUGGUGCUCGUUAGUUGUCUUAAGUAUCUAUGUUGCAUCUCCUAAGGCAGCCAAAGUCGGUUUUUCACAGAACAAAAACAUCGGUGUCUAUUACCUUUGGAAGCCAUUAGCUGCAGUGCAUUACACUGCCUGGUCUAUUUCAGCAGCCCUUUUGGCUAGACAUUAGGCACAGUAGGUAGCAGAUAAUGGAAUAUAAAUAUAAAAACAGUUUGGUUCAUGUGGGAGUAGUAUAGCACUACAAUACUGUAGUUCUUUACCUGGCUCUAAUGGUGUGUUUUGGGAUAUAUGGUUCUGUUCCCUGUUGUCUUUUUUCCUGUCUAUGUUGCCGCUGGAUUGGCAGGUGUCAGUGUUUUGUAUAUUUCAG
This is a messenger RNA of Myripristis murdjan (pinecone soldierfish), 4917 nucleotides long. It is a transcript of the gene prkd3, whose product is annotated as protein kinase D3. Gene Ontology annotation, molecular function: ATP binding; protein serine/threonine kinase activity. The transcript has 20 exons. Bases 574 to 3258 code for a protein of 894 amino acids. Gene Ontology annotation, cellular component: cytosol. The record is from RefSeq and is a predicted model, not a curated record. NCBI's taxonomy places the organism in Eukaryota, Metazoa, Chordata, Actinopteri, Holocentriformes, Holocentridae. Gene Ontology annotation, biological process: protein phosphorylation; phospholipase C-activating G protein-coupled receptor signaling pathway; intracellular signal transduction.